This is a messenger RNA of Mugil cephalus (flathead mullet), 8102 nucleotides long. RefSeq names its product G protein-coupled receptor 179 (gene gpr179). Lineage: Eukaryota; Metazoa; Chordata; Actinopteri; Mugiliformes; Mugilidae. The coding region runs from base 613 to 6237 and encodes 1874 amino acids. Gene Ontology annotation, biological process: G protein-coupled receptor signaling pathway. Gene Ontology annotation, molecular function: G protein-coupled receptor activity. The transcript is spliced from 11 exons. The record is from RefSeq and is a predicted model, not a curated record. Gene Ontology annotation, cellular component: membrane.
ACGAGCAUCACAAGCCUUCGUCAGACGGACCGGGAGCUCUCCGGAGCAACAGAUAGCAGAGAGGGAGACAGAAGAAGAGGAGAGAAGUGGAGAGAGACCAAGGGAAUACUCUCCCCUCUGUCCAUCUUUACAUCUCCAGCACACGCUGCUCUCCUCCCCCCCCUUUUUUUCCCCUCCCAACAGGAACGGGGGGAUCCCCCAACUUUGAGGCUUCCCCUUCCUUCCUCCGCCUCCGACCCUCUUGCGCACACUGCGCUUGCCUCGCUGUGGCGGAGAAGACGGGCUGCGGAGAAAUGAGGAGGGGAGCGCUCCCCUCGUCAGUCAUCUCCCCCCUCCACCGCCACCGAGGACACGCAGGUUCGACAUCUCCGUGUGCGUGGGCGCGUGCGGCGCACGGAUGGAGCCGUGCGCUCCGAGUGUGAGCGGGAGCGACGCAGACCGAGUGGUAGCGCUCCUCCUGGACACCUGCUGCUGCUGCUGCUGAUACUGCAGAGGAUUGUCAACAUGUAACGUGUUUACAUCCUCAAAGGAAUUUACAAGGGGCCAGUGAGUGCUGUCUAUGCGCGACCCCCUCUAUUCCCGCGUCCUUUUCUUCUCCGGAGUGGAUCCAGGAUGUGUCCUGCUUGGUUUCUUCUUCUUCUUCUCCUCCCGCUCACAUCCUUCCUCAGAGCGCAGGUUACUCCAGACAUGAGGUCGGGGGCUAUGGGGGAGACGAGCAACAGCACUGACAUCCUGACAAACGGCAUUAGAACUUCAGAAAACUCCUCCUCCUCCGGCCCCACGGAGUCGUCCGGUUUUACAGGAACCCCCUCUGAAGCUCCCACGGUGCAGGAAGAUGACUGGUCCCCGGCAGAGACCUUCCUCUACACAGGAGACCCUUCCACCCUGGAAGUGGGCCGUUGUUCACGGGCGUACAGCUCUCCCGGGCAGACGGGGCCACUGCCCGUCAGCUUCAACGCCCCCCUCCGCCCAGCUUUGGACGCCCUGGCCAACACUGCCAACUUCCUCAACAUGAUCUUCCAGGCCAGCGACCUGCGGGAGAGUACAGUGGAGGAGGACAUGGAGUGGUACCACGCGAUGGUCCGGGCCCUCCUGGAGGCCGACGCGCUCAUCCAGCGAGCCCUGUUCACCUUCGACGCCGACCCCACUGCCCCGGUGCCGCAGCUGGUGCUGCGCGCCAGCCGGAAACCAGCGGCCAAGGUGCAGACCAUCAUCCUCCAGGACCUGUCCAAGGCCUGGGAGAGCCUGCACCCCCCUGCCCCGGCCCCGGACGACAGCUGGUUCAGAAGGUUUAAGUUCCCAGAGUCCAACCAGCCGAAGGCAGCCCUGUCCAAGCGGGUGCUCCUCAACGACCUCAACACCUUGGACACGCCCAAGUGGGGGCAGGGCGACAGCUACGUGACCAAUCGCAGCGGGGUGAGCUGGGCUAGCGCCCCCUUCCUGGACUGCAGGGAUGGACGCUUCGUCCCUGGCUGGAUGCUCACCCUGUCCACUUCCUUCUACGGCCUCAAACCGGAUCUGACGCCAGAGUUCAGAGGAGUGAUCCGCGUGGACGUCAACAUUCAGGACAUUGACCUGGACCAGUGUGCGACAGGUGACGGAUGGUUUGCCGACACUCACCAGUGCAACCGCACCACCAUGGAGUGCAUGCCGAUUCCAGGCCGGGGCUUUCGACUGGGUCAGUACUGCUGCCGCUGUAAAGAGGGAUAUUACAACCCUGAGAUAUCUCCUGAGGAGGACGUGGCAGAUGGAGGGCCGGUGAACGGGAGCCGUGGCGGCGCUACGUGUUACCCCAACAUGCCCAUCUGUCUCCCAUGCUGGCCGGGCUGUAAGAGCUGUCAAGAUGGCGCUCCCUGCAUGGUGCAGGAGGACUGGCUUCUCAGGACCGCCGUGUUGGCCCUCCAGGGGGUCUUCAUGCUCCUCAUCUUCGUCAGCAUGUUGGCCGCCUACCGACAUCGCCGGAAUCGGAGGAUCCGGGCGUCCGGCCUCCUUCUCCUGGAGACGAUCCUGUUUGGCUCCCUCCUCCUCUACUUCCCGGUCUUUAUCUUGUACUUCAGGCCGAGCACCUUCAGGUGUAUCCUGCUCCGUUGGGUCCGAAUGCUCGGCUUCUCCAUCGUCUACGGCACCGUCACUCUGAAGAUGUACAGGGUCCUCAAGGUGUUCCUGUCGCGUACGGCCCAGAGAGUGCCCUACAUGUCCAGCCUCCACCUGCUGAGGAUUCUGGGAGUGAUGCUGAUGACCGUUAGUUGGUUCCUGUGCGCGUGGACGGUCGGCGUCCUGCAGAACCGUGACAGGAACAUCCCAGUGUUUGUCACGACCACCACGUCAGAUGGACAGGGCUUCAACCUGUGUUACCUGGACCGCUGGGACUACAUGAUGGCAGUGGCUGAGCUUCUGUUCCUGUGCUGGGGGAGCUCCCUGUGGACCGCUGUCAGGCCGGUCCCCUCGGCCUUCCACGAACCUCGGUACAUGGGCAUCGCCAUCCACAACGAGCUUCUUCUAUCCUCCAUGUUCCACCUGCUCCGUUUCACCUUUCCAUCUCUUCAUCCUGACUGGAUGCUGCUGAUCUCCUUUGCGCACACUCACGUCACCAUCACCAUGACACUCGCUCUGCUCUUCAUCCCCAAGUUCCUCUACGUGUCCAAGCCCGGGAGAGAGGAGAUAGCAGCAGAAGUGUAUGAAGAUGAAGUGGACCUGCGACGCUCUGGCUCGUACCUCAACAGCAGUUUUCACUCUGCUUGGAGUGAGCCCAGUGUGGACCCGGAUGACUUUCGGGAUGAACUGAAGAAGUUAUAUGCCCAGUUAGAAGUCCACAAGACGAAGAAGAUGACUGCAAACAACCCUCAUCUGUCAAAGAAGCGAAGUUCCAGAUGUGCACUGGGGAGGUCCAUUAUUAGACGCAUCGCCGAGAUCCCUGAAUCCAUGAGCCGGCAGUGCAGCCGCGAGGACCGAGACGGAUCUUUCCGCAGCAGAAGCGGGAUUCAUUCUGACUCGUUUAGGAGGACCCCAGAUUCUGUCAGUAUUAGCUACAAAAGUUCAAUGAAAUCCCCAUCGCCAUCACCCUCUAUACGCAAGUCCCAAAGUGAUCAUCACUAUGUCAGGGAAAGAGACGCUUCGUUGCGCGACUCCACGUUAAAAGCCAAUUCUGUGAAGAGAUCCUCCCAGCGAUCUGAGACGGACUCCUUGGAUAUUCCUCCGGGGGUCUGUAAGUCAGCAAGUGCCCAGAAUUUGACAAUUGACACCAACCUCCUGCAUCCUGAUCACACCAGGCUUCAUAAAUCUUGGAGCUUAACCUCCACUAACACCCAUUCCAUCGAAAACAUAGCCAAGGUUAACCGAUCGAGCACGGUGCGGUCUAGACAGAGCCUGUCCAUAGGUGACCAAACCAGAAGUGCUCUCCAGUCUGAGUCAUUUGACAAGGCGGAGGUUUGUCCUUGGGAGGUGGAACAAGAGCAAUCAGCUGACAAGAACCAGAAGCACGUCACGUAUGCUGACUCUGAGGAUGAAGAAGUAAAAAGACCAUCGUCUCCACUUGCUCUUGUCUGCCCCUGGGACCAUGCACCGGUGGAAAAGACUCCUUCUGUGGACAAAGACCUACAAAGUGAAAAUGUGCCCUGUAAACCGCUGGCUGUCGUGUCCGCAAGUGCACCAGUCUCCCCGAAUCCAUAUAUCGCAAAGGAUCAGCGCGUCUUCUCUUUCCGUGGCUCUACCAAUAAGUGGCUCUCGGUAAAAUCGUUUAUGGGAUCCAUGGAUGCAGGCAGCAAGUCCAGCAAGGAUGGAAACUUAAAUAGAGAGGAUUCUGUUUCACAAAUAAGUCAAGAAAGUGUCUCCACAACACCAAGGUCAGCAUCAUCUAGUCGACGUCCAAGCAUGGAAAAAAGGUCUCUCGGGAAAAGAAGUUUGUCAACAACCGACGGAAAACCAUGCCUUGUGAAGCAGAACGCAAUCAGAAUGUCUUCUGCGGAUUCCUCCGACAGAAGUCCACGAAGGCUUGUGAUCAUGAAAUCUGCCGUUUACCCUUGGGAUGUGGAUGACAUGCAGAAAGAUGGCACCUAUGAGAAUGUGUUUUUAUCGAGACAGAACAGCAAACGUAGCAGUAUAAGUUCUUGGGAGACCGCCAGCAGCUCCAGAACUCCUUCAACUCACAGAAGAGGUAGCAAUCGUAUUACACCCGUCCGCAACGUUUCUCACUCAGAUGUGUGUCCAUGGGAGGGACCUGGUGCUUUCCAGCAAGGAGAGGGACCAAAGAAGCAGCAGAGCAUUAAAGCAGAUGUCUGCCCAUGGGAAGCUCAGGCGCCCGAACGACCCAAUGUCUGUCCUUGGGAAUCUCAAGAGCAAGACAACGUGCGGAGACUAGGAAGUGUGCGCAGUGAAUCAAAGGAUAUUCCUGUUAUUACUCAUAAUACUUUGUCCAAACAUUUACAGGCACAACCAUCUUUGAAACAUGUAGCAGAUGUAUGUCCCUGGGAGACAACAGAAACUCCCCAGACUUCAGUAAAACAUGACAGUGGAUAUGUUAAUGUUUGUCCUUGGGAUGUUCAAGACAAGAGUGAAGUUGUGUAUGAAAAUGUAAAUACUUUGGAGAACACGGGAACGCUCAAGGUGCCCCUUCACAAAGAAGUCAUUAAACCCGCAAUCUAUCCUCGCGCGUCAAAAGACACUUUAAGCACAGAGCAACAGUACCAUGUCCAGUCACCUUCUCUGAAUUGGGGCAAACAAGUGAGCAGGACGGUGGAAAGUUGUCCAUGGGAGGAGGGGAGCACAAACCCAACAAGCACAGACUCAACUUCGCAAAUUACUGUGAAGGUAGAGGUUUGUCCCUGGGAAAGUAAAGAGAAACCAGAAGACUCUCCUUCAACAAAUGCUUCAGUUCAGAAUGAAGGAAAAGAGGGUCCAAGGGUCAACGUAUGCCCCUGGGAAAGUGAGAUCCCAGAAGAAAAUGCAGCUACUGCAAUGGCGUCUCAGGAACAUAAAAAAUCAGCCGAUGUUUGUCCAUGGGAAACCGAGGGACCUGAAUCUGGAAAGACAGAGCUGCCAAAAGCAUCAGCGAGCCUUGUGAGCCAAGACACAGUUCAGACAAAUGUCUGUCCCUGGGAGACAGGGGAGGCAGCUGCAGUCAAUACUGUAGUGUCAAAAGCAGCAGAGACGCUACAAAGACAAAGCAGUCCCCUCGAAAAUGUUUGUCCAUGGGAAACGGACACUAUAAAAGUACUGAAAAAGCAAGACAGCACUAGGGGAAAUGUUUGUCCAUGGGACACUGAAGAGCCUAAAGUCGUUAAAAAACAAGACAGCAUUAACGCAAAUGUUUGUCCAUGGGACACUGAAGAGCCUAAAGUCGUUAAAAAACAAGACAGCAUUAACGCAAAUGUUUGUCCGUGGGACACAGAAGAAUCAAAAACUCUCAAAAAGCAAGACAGCGUUCAGGCAGAUGUUUGUCCAUGGGAUACAGAUGAACCUAAAGUUGUUAAAAAACAAGACAGCAUUAAGGGAGAUGUUUGUCCAUGGGACACAGAGGAACCAAAAAUUCUCAAAAAGCAAGAUAGCCCUCGGGCAGAUGUUUGUCCAUGGGACACAGAGGAACCAAAAAUUCUCAAAAAGCAAGAUAGCCCUCGGGCAGAUGUUUGUCCGUGGGACACAGAAGAACCUAAAGUUGUUAAAAAACAAGACAGCAUUAAGGCAGAUGUUUGUCCAUGGGACAUGGAGGAACCAAAAACUCUCAAAAAGCAAGAUAGCCCUCGGGCAGAUGUUUGUCCGUGGGACAUGGAGGAACCAAAAACUCUCAAAAAGCAGGACAGUGUUCGGGCCGAUGUGUGUCCGUGGGACACAGAGGAACCAAAAACUCUCAAAAAGCAAGACAGUGUUCGGGCCGAUGUGUGUCCGUGGGACACAGAGGGACCAGAAACUCUUGAAACACAAGACAGUGCCCAGGAAGAGGGAGAGAGACUUGACAUUCCCGACAGUUACAACAAUGAAUUCACAGACGACCAGAGGCCGGUCGGUGUAGAAAACACUCCCCUAGACCUGGCCACAGAGCAGACAGACGAGUCUAAAGAAAGCGUAGCCCUCGGCCGGCACGACGCCUUGUGUCCUUGGGAAAUGUCAAGGAACAGAUCCGGCUCGUUCACAGACAAUGUCUCAGACGUUUUUACGUGGGAGCCUGAAAACAUACCAGAGGAAGAUGAAGAGGACGAUGCGGAGUGUGCUGCUGAGGCUCUUGUAUUCCCUCCUGACUUGUGACCUAAACCUAGCAUCAUUGGGAACGUUAAAACUCUGUAGAAACAUUUGGGCGGUACCCUGGACUAAGGGGUUGGAUGUGGAGUACAAGGUCUCCAGCUACCAACAGAUUCAUGAUGGCAAAACUAAGGGCGGCCAUUUCUAGUUGGGCAAAACGCCCCAGUCCAACUAAGAAGUCAAUAGUAGAGACUCCAUAAGCUGGAUGUUGUGCACACCUGAGUGAAAGUAAGUUCACUUUUGACUGAAGCGCUCAUUAUUAUGUCGUCAUUGGUCCAACUAUGAAAUAGAGACGUUUCUGAACAGGACAUCUAGGGUAAUUAGACAAGGUCCAUUUUCUUCCUGCUUCUACCACCUAUUUUAAAUCAAAAUGUUUUUUUUUUUGUGUGUGUGUGUGUCUUUGUAUGUUUUCAUGUGACACAUCAUAUAUUUGCCAUGUACAGGAUGUCCCUUAAAUGUGGGGUCCACACUUCUGGGACACCCUGUACUUAAAGAAUGUUCCAUGGCUUCAAAAAAAUCUGAUGUCCAGUGUUCACAACUGCAAAUGCAACACAGGAGCUAUACUCUCGAACAGCCUACACAGGAUAAAUCCCAGUCCACUAUUUUUAUUAUUAUUAUUAUUACUGUUAUUAUUAUCAGUAUUGUAUAUUCAAAGCUAAAGUGUUUACUAGUGUCAAGCAGUGUUGUCAGGAUUACAGUGGAUGUGAAGUUACAUUUCAAAAGUACUGAUAAAUCUAUGCAUAGCCGUCACUUAUUUUAAUUACUAUUCUCUCAUUAGGGAAAAAUAAAAUCAUCUCGCUUUAAGAAACAUUUAGAAAACGUAAACAGCUGUCCAAAAAAAACGAAAACAAAUAUGCAUAAAACAACAUAAAUUUGCACCUUUAUAAUUUCACCCCAUAAAGUGCAGCGAACUAUGCAUAAAACAUUUAUAUGUGAGCAUUUUAAAAAUUGUGCCGUUGCUUUAUAUGUAGACGAGUGCACUAAACGAGACAAAGAGACAAAGAGUAGCCUAUACUAACUGUUUUUCAAUGGAUAACAUAUCUUUGGAUGCUGAAACUUCUUAUACAACUACUUAAUGAACCCCAAAUGAUUUGUCAGGGUGGCCAUUUUUAUUUAUAAUUGAUGUUAUUAGCCCUAUUUCACAGCACACAUUAUGGUUUGUCACAGCAGGGAAAGCACAUGUGUCAGUGAUGACUUGGUUCCAUUAAGUGUCCCAGUUAAUCAUGACAUACAUUUAAAGAGAAGGACGUCCACACUUAUUGGAAUGCAGCCAUCAUUAAAGAGCAAAGAUGUGCAUGAGAAAUAAUAUUUUUUUCCGAUAUUUCUUUAUUAUCCGAUGCUUAUAUCUCUUGAGAUGAAGACGGCCCAGUUUUGAAAAAGCACGUAUUACGUUUGAACGUUGUUGUUUUUUUAUAGACUUAUAAUAUCAAUAGUUUUUUUUGUUUGUUUUUUUAAAUUGAUGUAAUUAAAUCACUGAUCUACGCCAGCAAUUAUUAUUCUGUGAAAGCCGCUGUGGUGAUGAUUCCCAUCAUGUCAUUCAGGCUCUUUUCAUGGAGAGAAUUCAUUGUUAAAACACAACGCCAAGUUUGUUUGUUGUUUUUUUUUUUUUUUUUGUCAAUGGAGUGACCUAGUUUUGUGAGCAUUAUUGCAUGUUUGUGUGUCUAGCGUUAUGUAAAUUGCUGUUGUGUUAAGAAAAAAAAAAAAAAAAAAAACACCUAAAAACACGAUGAUGUUGCUGUAACCUUGAUUUGCACUGACAUGUACUGGUGUGAAGAAAAAGCAGCUGGGACACUUUAUUUUUGUAUUUCCUGAGGUCAACAUGCAGUAUAUUCAUCAAAGAAACAAUAAUAAUAAACCAUUCAAUUUCUGUA